CAGACAGACAAGCCCAAGGACAAGGAAGCAGCUACUGGACCCAAGAAGGAAUAAAAUAGACCCUGAUUUUGGAACCUGAAGACCAAAGUGCAAGACUAGCUCUGCUACUUCUAUCUGUGGACCCUUGGGCAGGUAUCUCUGCGCCUUCACUUACUCUUUGUGAAAUGAGGACAGGGGCAAUCCCUACCCUACCAAGUCAUUGGGAGUGAGGACAUGAUGACACGGUGAUCGUGAAAAGAUUUUGUCAAUCGCACCAGCGUUGAGGGUGCCCAUCUCCAGGUUCCCCCAGGCCUCAAGGCUCCCAAGGCCUGAGUGGGUGGGUAGCACCCAGGUAUAGACCUUCCACGUGCAGUACCCAGGACACAGCCAGCAUGAACUGGGCAUUUCUGCAGGGCCUCCUGAGUGGCGUGAACAAGUACUCCACAGCGCUGAGCCGCAUCUGGCUGUCUGUGGUGUUCAUCUUUCGCGUGCUGGUGUACGUGGUGGCAGCGGAGGAGGUGUGGGACGAUGAGCAGAAGGACUUUGUCUGCAACACCAAGCAGCCCGGCUGCCCCAACGUCUGCUAUGACGAGUUCUUCCCCGUGUCCCACGUGCGCCUCUGGGCCCUGCAGCUCAUCCUGGUCACGUGCCCCUCCCUGCUCGUGGUCAUGCACGUGGCCUACCGCGAGGAGCGCGAACGCAAGCACCACCUGAAACACGGGCCCAAUGCGCCAUCCCUGUACGACAACCCGAGCAAGAAGCGGGGCGGGCUGUGGUGGACGUACUUGUUGAGCCUCAUCUUCAAGGCCGCCGUGGACGCCGGCUUCCUCUAUAUCUUCCACCGCCUCUACAAGGAUUAUGACAUGCCCCGCGUGGUGGCCUGCUCCGUGGAGCCUUGUCCCCACACUGUGGACUGUUACAUCUCCCGGCCCACAGAGAAGAAGGUCUUCACCUACUUCAUGGUGACCACAGCUGCCAUCUGCAUCCUGCUCAACCUCAGUGAAGUGUUCUACCUGGUGGGCAAGAGGUGCCUGGAGAUCUUCGGCCCCAGGCACCGGCGGUCUCGGCGUCGGGAACGCCUACCCGAUACGUGCCCACCAUAUGUCCUCUCCCAGGGGGGGCACCCUGAGGAUGGGAACUCUGUCCUAAUGAAGGCUGGGUCGGCCCCAGUGGAUGCAGGUGGGUAUCCGUAACCUGCGAGAUCAGCAGAUAAGAUCACCAGGUUCCCCCGACCUGAGGCCACCCAGGAAAACAGGCAGGGGCAGUGGCAUCCUUGCCGUAGCAGGGUGGUGAGGAGGGCGGCUGUCGGGGCUCAGGAAGCUCGCCCAGGGGCCAAUGUGGGAGGUUGGGGGUAGUUUGGUCCCUGGGUCCUGAGCCUCAGGGGAGGGAGGUUGAUGGUUAGUGGGGAUUUUGUAUAUGGCAACAGUGUAUGUCAAACCUCUUAAUAAAUAUGAUCUUCCCAGUACUUUGCAGACCAGGUGGGGAGUGGCCAAUAGGAAAACGGGGGGCAGGGGGAAUUAGGUGGACCUCAGAGAGGAUGCCGAGACUACUCAGUGAGCACCUGAGCACUGGAACCUCAGAUCCAGGCUCACCCAUCACCCCCCAACACACACAGAGUGUGACCCCAGGAUAUGGUGGGCUGUGCCCAAAGGCAGAGGCUACUCCAGGGGCCUCGGGGUUCUGCAACCAGCUGGCCAAAGCAGAAGGAGAGGAAUCCCAGGAGACCCUGUGCCCAGCAGAGUCGGUUCUCAGUGAGGGUCCAUCACAGGGAUGAGCGUGGGUCGGGCCUCCCUAGCCCUGCCCAGCACAGGUCCUGGAUAGGUGAGUCCCUUCUGACAGUGGGAGGGGCAAGGCUGAGAGCAAGCCAGGGAUGGGAAUCUGUCAAGGUGCCAAGAGGCACAUCCUACAGGCCAGGGCCCAUUGAGAGUGUCUGAGCUGAAAGGUCCCUCGUGGAUCCUGGAAUCUAUGGAAUUUCAUGUUCUUUUUCACUGAUACAACUUCCCCAUUCCAUACUCCCCCACCCCACCACCACUCAGACUUUGGCAACUCCCAGAACCACACCUCCACCCUAACAUGCCUCCAAGUCCCACCAAAUGCCCACUGGACAAUUCCCUGGGAGGCCCCCAGGCAUCUCAUACUCGCCACUCCCAAGAUGACCUCAUCAGCUCAACCCAGACCUGCCCCCUCGAAGAUGCCCCACCCCAUCUCAUGCAGGACACAGCUAUUCACCCAGCUGCCCAAGCCAGGGGACGGGACAAGCCUGACAUCCUUGUCCCUCACACCCCACGUCCCCACUGGCACCAAAUCCCACUGAUUCCAGUACCUAAAUGCCACCUGAAUCUGCUCUUCCUCUCCUUACAAUAACCUAACUACCUCCUGGACUUCCCCCAUCUGCCCUCCGCUACGGGGAUGGAGUGAUUUAUCUGUCUAUGCAACUGAUCAUGUCAUUCCUCCUGCUUUAAAAUUUCUUCCACCAUCACCAGCCCCAUGCCCUCAGCAUGGCCCCCGCUGAUCUCCCCACCUCAUCCCAGCUUCCUCCCCCUUUCUACCUGCCAGUAAUACCAAAGGGCUCCUGGUUCCCCAGGCAGACACGUCAUGUGGUGUCAUUCCUUGUGCCUUCGUCAUGCUAUUUCCUCUGGCUAGAAUGCCCUUCCCACCUCCUCUGUGACCCUCCCUCAAACCUCUAGGACAGCUUUACCCAUCUCUCCAAGUGCCAGCCUCGCUUGUCCCUCUGCCACUCUCCCCAAAUCGGAAUUGUCACUUCCCCUGAGUGUCUCCCUAUCAGUCUGUGAGCCCUUAAUGGGCAGGUCACUGAGUCAUCCAGGUCCCUGCUGCCUUCAAUAAAUGCUUGUUAGAUGA
This is a messenger RNA of Symphalangus syndactylus (siamang), 2838 nucleotides long. It is a transcript of the gene GJB4, whose product is annotated as gap junction protein beta 4. Lineage: Eukaryota; Metazoa; Chordata; Mammalia; Primates; Hylobatidae. Gene Ontology annotation, molecular function: gap junction channel activity. Gene Ontology annotation, biological process: cell-cell signaling. Gene Ontology annotation, cellular component: connexin complex. The record is from RefSeq and is a predicted model, not a curated record.